Messenger RNA from Danio rerio (zebrafish), 1241 nucleotides. RefSeq names its product proteasome 26S subunit, non-ATPase 13 (gene psmd13). Gene Ontology annotation, cellular component: proteasome complex. Gene Ontology annotation, biological process: animal gross anatomical part developmental process. NCBI's taxonomy places the organism in Eukaryota, Metazoa, Chordata, Actinopteri, Cypriniformes, Danionidae. The record is from RefSeq and is marked provisional.
AAAACUUCUGCAUUCAAGAUGAAAGAUGUGCUCGGGUUUCUCAAGCAGCAGCAGAGCCAGAGCCCGACGCCGGAGAUCGCCGCAGAAUGGCACUCGCUGGAGGAUUUCUACAACAGAAAAUUAUGGCAUCAGUUGACUCUGAAGUUGACAGUCUUUGUACAGGACCCCUAUUUCGCCAAAGGGGAUGGUCUCAUUCAGCUCUACGAAAACUUCCUCUGUGAUUUCGAACACAGAAUCAACCCAUUGUCCUUAGUAGAAAUCAUCCUUCAUGUUGCAAGGCAAAUGCAAGAUCCGAAUACAGCCAUCACCUUCCUGGAGAAAACAAAGGAGAAGGUUAAAGCGAGUGAUGAAGCUGUUAUUCUCUGCAAAACGUCCAUUGGCAGCCUCAAACUCGACAUCAGCGAUCUCCCGGCAACAAAGAAAUUAAUAGAAGAAGUGGAAGAGAUGCUGAACAAUCUCCCGGGUGUGACGUCAGUGCACGGUCGAUUUUACGACCUGUCCAGCAAGUAUUACCGCAUCAUUGGGAACCACGCUUUAUACUACAAGGACGCCCUGCGAUACCUGGGCUGUGUGGAAGCUAAAGACUUGCCAGAAGCAGAGCAGCAGGAGAGAGCUUUCACGUUAGGUCUGGCUGGUCUGCUCGGGGAAGGAGUUUAUAACUUUGGCGAACUGCUGAUGCACCCGGUGCUGGAGUCACUCAGAAACACAGAUAAACAGUGGCUGAUCGACACACUCUUCGCAUUCAAUGCCGGCAAUGUGGAGAAAUUUCAAGCCCUCAAGACGGCGUGGGGCCAACAGCCCGAUCUCGCAGCUCAAGAGGCCAAACUCAUGCAGAAGAUCCAGUUACUGUGUGUCAUGGAGAUGACCUUCACUCGGCCGGCCAAUAACAGACAGCUGAGUUUCCAGGAAAUCGCACAGAGCGCCAAAAUCCAAGUCAACGAGGUGGAGCUACUGGUGAUGAAGGCUCUUUCUGUGGGACUGAUUAAGGGAAGUAUCGACGAGGUUGAGAAGAAGGUUCACAUGACUUGGGUUCAGCCCCGAGUGCUGGACGUACAGCAGAUUAAGGGCAUGAAGGACCGUCUGGACUUCUGGUGUGGAGACGUGAAGAACAUGGCAGUGUUGGUGGAGCAGCGGGCGCAGGACAUCCUCACCUAAACAAACACAGCUGACCUUCCAAGAGUCCCUCACUUCUUCUCUGUGUAUCUGCAUUCUGUCAUUAAAGUUCCUCGUUUUCACAAUCA